UGUAGAAAACGUAAUGUCCUGUCACUCGAGUCUUUCCCAUGUUUUUCUCGCUCCCGUCACUGAUCGCACUGUGUAAAACCCCAUACGUUGAAGUUUGGGUUUCGACAGAUCCAUUCUCUAAUUGAAUAAAUCAAAAUUUCGACCAAAAUUCAAAGAUAUCAAAAUCGAAAGUGGAGAGAUCUGCUUCAAUGGUUAAUCCUCGCGCUGCUCCUUUUUUCUCCCUAAUUUUCAUUUUCCUCCUUUUAUUAGGAGAUAGGUCAAAUGGGUCUCCGUUUGGGAAUCGUAAAAGCGGGAAAUCAUCCGUGUUUUCAUUGUUUAACCUGAAGGAGAAGAGUCGAUUCUGGAGUGAAUCCGUUAUACGCCCUGAUUUCGAUGAUUUGGAAUCAUCUAACCCGAGCAAAAUGAGUGCCAUCAACUACACCAAGGCAGGUAAUGUUGCAAAUUAUUUAAAGCUUUUGGAAGUUGACUCCAUGUACCUACCAGUCCCUGUAAAUUUCAUUUUUAUUGGAUUUGAAGGAAAGGGGAACCAAGAAUUUAAGCUAAAUGCUGAAGAAUUAGAGCGUUGGUUCUCUAAAAUUGAUCACAUAUUUGAACAUACAAGGAUUCCGCAAAUUGGAGAAGUCCUAACGCCAUUUUACAAGAUUAGCAUAAAUAGAGAACAACGUCACCAUCUUCCCCUAAUCAGUCACAUCAGUUACAAUUUCUCUGUUCAUGCUAUUCAAAUGGGUGAAAAAGUCACUUCUAUAUUUGAGCGUGCUAUUGAUCUCCUUGGGCGCAGGGAUGAUGUGUCCAAUACCAGGGAUGAUGAAACAGGGCUUUGGCAAGUUGAUAUUGAUAUGAUAGAUGUCCUCUUCACCAGCUUAGUGGAGUAUUUACAGUUGGAAGAUGUGUAUAACAUCUUUAUCUUGAACCCCAAGCGUGAUGCUAAACGAACUAAAUAUGGCUAUCGGUAUCAUGCAGUCAUGUUUUAUUUGAUGUGGGGUGGUGGAUGGUGGGGAUUCUUUGAAGAUUAUUUCACCUACAUCCUCCAAUUUUCCAAAGAAACUAUUGACAGAUUCAUUUUGUUGCUCAAUCUCCUGAUUAUGAAUACCGAGUUGGAGAUGCAUGUAUAUCACUUAGAUGACCAGAUUUGGAGUAAAAAUCAUGAGAAAGCGGAAAGGAAAAGGAGAAGGAUAUUCAUAAUCAUUAAUGGUUGGAGCAUCUGGCCUCUUACCCAUCAAUUCAAACCUCUGUGUCUAAGCCGUUAUAUGAUACUAUUCGCUUUGAAAGAACACGUCCUAUUACGUCUCACAACUUUCGGUUGUGUUUCUCAAAAUUUGAAUCCAGGACAUUUGCCUUAUGAGAGACUUAAGUUGAAUCCUACCCCUUAUGAUUAUAUUUGGACUUUGGCAGCUCAAAGGGAUUUAGGCGCUCUUUUAUUUGUUAUCCAUGACUCUAGAUACUCGUUUGAGGCAGAUUUGAGUAAUAUGUUAUCCUACGUUACUGCCUAUCCCCUUACCACUGUUCACUAUAGAAAUGCCACCCGUGGAGACAGUUUACAUUUUCACACCUUUUUCCAGGAAGUGAGCUCUCCACAAGAAUCCAAGUAUCAUCUACAAAUAGCAAAUGGGAAACCUGUAAGUGACCAACCAAAAGCCCCUUAUCAAACCUUUCCCCACAGCUUUCUCGAACAUUCUACUGAAUGCAUCUAUUACAAUAACAAACAGCAAUGGAGACAAUGGGUCCUCUUGCCUCAAACCUCUACUGCUUCGAAAAUAACCUUUGGGCGGUAUUAUGCUUUCCAGAUAGAAUGGUACAAUAGAUGCAUAGAUGUGUUGAAUCACGUUGAAAGGCUGUAUCAAGGGAAAGACACAGCUGAUAUCAUUCAGAGCAAAGUUCUGCAGUUUUUAAAUGGGAAAAAUGAAGAUUUGAAGCUCUUUCUGGAGAAAGAUUUGAAGUCUGGCGACUUUAGUGGUUUUCAUGCCGAAUGUCUUACGGAUACGUGGAUUGGAAAGAAUAGGUGGGCAUUUAUCGACUUGACUGCUGGGCCUUUUUCAUGGGGACCUGCAGUGGGUGGAGAAGGUGUACGCACAGAACUGAGUCUACCAAAUGUGGAGAAAACAAUAGGUGCAGUUGCAGAAAUUUCAGAAGAUGAAGCUGAAGAUCGCCUGCAAGAGGCUAUUCAGGAGAAGUUUGCAGUGUUCAGUGAUAAAGAUCAUCACGCAGUUGAUAUCCUUCUAGCAGAAAUCGAUAUAUAUGAGCUUUUUGCUUUCAAACACUGUAAGGGAAGAAAGGUCAAGCUCGCUCUUUGUGAAGAGCUUGAUGAGCGCAUGCAAGAUUUGAAAUCUGAGCUGCAGUCGUUUGAGGGGGAGGAAUAUGAUGAAAGUCAUAAGAGAAAAGCCGUAGAUGCAUUGAAACGCAUGGAGAAUUGGAAUUUGUUCACUGAUACUUAUGAGGACUUCCAAAAUUACACGGUUGCACGUGAUACAUUCCUUUCACAUUUAGGGGGAACAUUGUGGGGUUCACUGAGACACAUAGUAUCUCCUUCCCUUGCUGAUGGGGCAUUUCACUAUUAUGAGAAAAUAUCAUUCCAGUUGUUUUUCAUCACAGAAGAGAAAGUUAGACAUGUUAAACAGUUACCUCUUGAUCUGAAAAGUCUCAUGGAUGGGCUUUCCUCCCUGGUGUUACCUUCUCAGAAAGUGAUGUUCAGUCCACACCUGUUGCCACUAUCAGAGGAUCCUGCUUUGGCAAUGGCUUUUUCAGUGGCUCGUAGAGCAGCUGCUGUUCCGUUAUUGCUUGUGAAUGGCACGUAUAGAAAAACUGUACGAUCUUAUCUUGAUUCUUCCAUUCUUCAGCAUCAGCUGCGGAGGUUGAAUGAUCAUGCCUCUUUGAAAGGAUCACAUGCACAUAGCAGGUCUACGCUGGAAAUUCCUAUUUUCUGGUUCAUUCAUGGCGAUGCACUGUUAGUUGACAAGCAUUAUCAGGCAAAGGCACUUUCUGAUAUGGUUAUUGUUGUUCAGUCAGAGCCAUCAUCCUUGGAGAGUCAUCUACAAUGCAAUGGGCGGUCGCUUCUCUGGGACCUGAGGAGGCCUAUAAAAGCUGCACUUGCUGCUGUUUCUGAACAUCUAGCUGGGUUGCUUCCUCUUCAUCUAGUGUACAGUCAAGCACAUGAAACUGCCAUUGAGGACUGGAUAUGGUCAGUAGGUUGCCACCCGCUGUCUAUCACUUCUCAAGGGUGGCAUAAGUCUCAAUUCCAGUCUGAUACCAUUGCUCGGAGCUAUAUACUCACAACUCUUGAGGAAUCAAUACAACUUGUUAAUUCAGCUAUUCAUCUUCUUGUUAUGGAGCGUACAUCGGAACAAACUUUCAAGCUCUUUCAAUCCCAGGAGCGUGAUUUGCUGAACAAAUAUAACUAUGUUGUUAGUCUGUGGAGAAGAAUUUCAACUGUUACUGGGGAACUACGUUAUACUGAUGCCUUGAAACUGCUGUACACUCUAGAGGAUGCAUCCAAAGGAUUUGCAGACUAUGUAAAUUUAACUUUAUCCAGUCUCCGUCCAAUUCACUGCACUAGACGGAGGAAAGUCGAGGUUGAGUUUGAUAUGACCACAAUUCCUGCCUUUUUGGUGGUUGUACUUGUACUCUGGUUUGUAUUAAAGCCAAGAAGACCAAAGCCGAAGAUCAACUGAUUGUUUUUGUUUGGGAUGCUAAUAUUGCAAGACACCUUAGUGCAAAUUUCCCUUCGGCACCCUACGAGAAGAGCAUACAACUUUCUUUAUGUUCUAGUUAUGUACUUCAAAGGAAGCUAAUGUUAUCUUCAGUUACGUGGGAUCAUAGGCGAUUUAGAUCGAAGAUAGUAGUCGGAAUGUUGAGGCCAGAACAAUGUGAAUCUCUAGUCUUUAAUUCCAUUUUCCCAAUUGGUGUAACAACAUUUUCUAGAUUUUGCCAUGUAUCUUGAACAGGUAAAGAUUUGUAUUUUUAUCUGAAAUUCUCAACAUACAGGAAGCCGCAUCUCUUUCAUUUAUGCUGGCUUUCAUGCAUAUUUUUUUUUAUGAAAAUGGAUGAAACUAUUAAGUGCUUAA
Olea europaea var. sylvestris is the source of this 4058-nucleotide messenger RNA. RefSeq lists its product as uncharacterized. Bases 189 to 3665 code for a protein of 1158 amino acids. NCBI's taxonomy places the organism in Eukaryota, Viridiplantae, Streptophyta, Magnoliopsida, Lamiales, Oleaceae. The transcript is spliced from 30 exons. The record is from RefSeq and is a predicted model, not a curated record.